AUGGCUGCGGAACCUGAAAGCGGCCCGGCAUCAUGCAAAGUCGUCCUAGCUGCCUCUGUUGCCCGCGGGCUGCUGGCCGAAGUCACAGAGGGGCGAAAAGCACUGGAUAAACCACCCCACCUCGUUGGAUUCCUUGCAAAUACUGACCCUGCGGCGCGGAUGUAUGCGAAUUGGACGGAGAAGACAUGUAAAGAGAAUGGAUUCCGCUAUACCUGUCGAGAAGUAAGCAAAGAUGAAAUCGAGGACGCUAUCAUUGCCGCAAACUCCGACGACGAUGUAGACGGUAUAAUGGUAUACUACCCUAUCUUCAACAACCGGCAAGACCAAUACCUGCAGCAAAUCGUCGACAUAAGUAAAGACGUCGAGGGCCUGAGCCACAGAUACAUCUUCAACAUGUACCAGAACAUACGCUUCCUGGAUAGCGCUCAGCAGCAAAAGUCCAUAUUACCAUGCACGCCGCUUGCGGUUAUCAAAAUCCUCGAAUACCUGCAGAUAUACAACACUAUACUACCGUACGGGAACAGGCUGUUCGGCCAUACGAUUUGUGUAAUUAAUCGGUCUGAGGUUGUAGGGAGACCGCUUGCCGCGUUGCUGGCGAAUGAUGGUGCCCUGGUGUAUAGUGUUGAUAUCACUGGUGUACAGAAGUUUACUCGCGGAGAAGGGCUCAAGAAGCGCAGACAUGAGGUUGAGGAUAUGGAUGGGUGGACGUUGAAGGAUGCUGUGCCGCAUUGUGAUGUGGUUGUUUCUGGUGUUCCGGGAGAAGCAUUCAAGUUUGACGAGAGUUUGCUAAGACCCGGCGCCGUUUGUAUAAAUUUCUCCAGUGAGAAGAAUUUCACUCCAGCUGUUAAGGAGAAGGCAUCGAUAUAUGUUCCGGCAAUUGGAAAAGUCACUAUUGUGGUUCUUCUGCGAAACCUACUGAGACUGGCUCAGAACCGCAAACCAGAAGGUGGCCAUCCAGCAGACGCUGUUGAGAAGCCUGGUACUCUCGAAGGCACUACGAACUCGUCAAGCUGA
Messenger RNA from Trichophyton rubrum CBS 118892, 1014 nucleotides. RefSeq lists its product as uncharacterized. Gene Ontology annotation, cellular component: cytosol. The record is from RefSeq and is a predicted model, not a curated record. Gene Ontology annotation, biological process: purine nucleobase biosynthetic process. Gene Ontology annotation, molecular function: methylenetetrahydrofolate dehydrogenase (NAD+) activity; methylenetetrahydrofolate dehydrogenase (NADP+) activity. The transcript is spliced from 4 exons. Bases 1 to 1014 code for a protein of 337 amino acids. Lineage: Eukaryota; Fungi; Ascomycota; Eurotiomycetes; Onygenales; Arthrodermataceae.